Racocetra persica is the source of this 500-nucleotide messenger RNA. The record is from the annotation of a GenBank genome assembly. Lineage: Eukaryota; Fungi; Glomeromycota; Glomeromycetes; Diversisporales; Gigasporaceae.
AUACCAACUUUUCAGAAAACCUACUGUUGAAUCAAGAAACUGACCUUUCUGAUAAUAUAUCUAAUCAGGAGAAUGAAUGUGAAGAAUUACCAGAAAAUGAAGGAUUUAGUUAUAAAAUUAGAAGAAGCGAAUCUGAAAAUGGCAUAAUUAGAUGGCUUACUUAUAAAUAUUCCAAAUCUGGAAACUACAAUGCACAAACAACUGUCGAUCUUAUGAAGCAAUAUCACACAUCAUCUCAAAGAACAGGAUUGAUAGCACCACAAUUUUGUAAAUUUAUUCCAGAAAUGCUUGCUGAUAUUAAAAAAUAUGUUAUUAUAGCUCAGAUGGAUUCAUCUUCUAUAUUUUCUUUACUCAGUUAUAAUUAUCCUAAACAUACAAUAAAUAAGCGAGAUUUAUAUAAUGCUGUAUAUAGAUUUCAUCGAGAAAAUAAUCCUAGUGAUUCAGAUGCGGCACAAAUAUUGCAAUCAUUAUUACAAUUCAAAGAGAAUGAUCCAAGAUAG